Molecule: messenger RNA, 114 nt
Organism: Acanthoscelides obtectus
Lineage: Eukaryota; Metazoa; Arthropoda; Insecta; Coleoptera; Chrysomelidae
Source: the annotation of a GenBank genome assembly
AUGAAACACGUUACUAAACAACUCUUGAAUAACGAACUACAAAGACUAGUUUUGCUGAAACAACUGACAGUGUUAGAAAUGAAAGAGGAAAAACUCAAGACUCAGCUAAACUGA